Messenger RNA from Penicillium mononematosum, 1944 nucleotides. RefSeq names its product putative mucin family signaling protein Msb2. The transcript has a single exon. Gene Ontology annotation, biological process: fungal-type cell wall organization; establishment of cell polarity; hyperosmotic response. The record is from RefSeq and is a predicted model, not a curated record. The coding region runs from base 1 to 1944 and encodes 647 amino acids. NCBI's taxonomy places the organism in Eukaryota, Fungi, Ascomycota, Eurotiomycetes, Eurotiales, Aspergillaceae. Gene Ontology annotation, molecular function: osmosensor activity. Gene Ontology annotation, cellular component: site of polarized growth; extracellular region; cell surface.
AUGCGGGCACCACGAGCAAGCAGGGCUCGGUGGUCGACUCAUCAGCCAAGGCUUCGACCACUUCUCCUUCGACUACAACCCCCCAGCGAUGGACUCCUUGGUGAUUUGAGCUCGGAUGUGGGCAACCUCCUCGGAGGUGAUUCCUCAUCCUCGGCUGCAACCACAUCCUUAGCUGCGGUUGUAUCUUCGACUGCGACUCCUGUCUCCGACUCAUCGGCCAAGGUAACUUCGCCUGCUUCUUCUACUCCUGCUGCAUCCUCCAGCGACGGUCUGCUUGGUGACCUGACCUCAGGAUUGGGCGGCCUUUUUGGCGAGUCAACAACAGACAGCUCCGUUUCUGCGACACCAACUGGAUCUAGCGCCAACAGGAUCAGCAGCGCAGCCUCAAGCACGACAAGCUCGGGGUCGGAUCUCUCUGACCUUUUGGGCCUGGGUGACAAGUCUUCCACUGGCAACAGUACAAGUGCUACUAUGUCCUCGGACGCUUCUAGUUCGCCUACUAUCCCAAUCAGCGUGCCUGCUUCCGCUACUAGCCCACCGUCGACCACCCUCACUGGCACUACAACUUCGGGUGAUUUCGUCGGCAGUCUCGUGUCCGGCGUGGAUUCCCUGCUUGGUCUUACCUCUACUGGCACUGGUAGCACUGCUUUGAUCCCGACUGCGUCUAUGCCAAAUGGUGGUCUUCUGCCGUCUAAGUCGACUGGUCUCAUUCCUGGCCAGGGAGGUACUAACACCGGUGCCAUCCCGACUCCGACCAAGUCCCUGCCAUCAAUUCCUGUCCCACACUCGCCCGGCUCUGAUUCUACCUCUACUUCUGGAUCCGAGACUGCCUCCGGCUCUAACACUGCCUCGGCUCCUUUGUUGGGCACUACCACUGCCUCUGUUCCCGGUAGUGGCUCUCACGAGAGCUCCAAGGUUCCCACCCCCACCUCUCACCCAGUCUCUACCCCUCUUCCCUCGUCGACUUCGACAAGUGAAGAAGUGAGCACGGCCAAGACCAGUGUGGAGCCUCAGACCCCAACCGAGACGCCCACGCCCUCCACCUCCGACGACAACGACUGGAUGCCAUCGACCAUUCUUAUCGUGCCUACCACCACUGCCACCGAGAGCUCGACCUCCGGUGAGACUGCGAAGCCCACGGCACCACCAUCGCUCCCUGGGUCUAUCACCCCAUCGAACGAGGUCACCGAGCCCCCGUCUGACUCUAUCUUGCUCCAACUUGGUUUCAAUAGCCAGCUGCCCUGGUCAUUCGUUGCAACCACUCCCUUGUCGUCGUCACAGAUCUUCAACUACACCCCUCAGGCUAUUGAGAACGCUUUGCCAACCCUCUCUGCUAAGGACGGCCCAGUUAUGUUCGCUAUUGAGCCUUACUAUAACUGGCAGUCCACGGGCUACAACGCCACCCUUGCUAUCUUUUAUUUCCCUCGUGACAAGGUCGAUGCCCUGAAAGCGCUUAAGGUUAACCCCAACUCCGCUCUCUACAACCAGGCUAGCGAAUCUAUCCAGUCAUUGAUGGCAAUGGUUGACCCUACAAUUCCCCUCGAGUUCUCCGGAAACUACCCUAGUGGUGACAGCGACUCAACUGGGGCUAACAACCCCGGCGGCAGCGAUGAUGGCCCGGACAGUGGCAACAAUGACAACACCGACGGCUCUGCCGGUAGCUCUAAGGCUAAGGCUAGCUCUGUUGGAAUUGGAGUCGGUGUUGUGGCCGGUGCUGCCGCUUACGGUGCGGGUAUGUUCUGGGUUGCCCGCCGCUACCGCAAGAGAAAGCAGUUGCACCAGCGCUCUAGCUCGACCGUUGAGCAGAUGAGCCAGGGAGGUUCCGCUGCCGGUUCGAUGUUUGCUGCCGGUGGUCGUGCCCCCAGCCAUGGUAGCCGUGGAACUGCUCGUUCACAGAUGAUCAGCGCUCCCGUUAUGGCAGAAAACUCUUUGGGAUGGAACUAG